Molecule: messenger RNA, 1299 nt
Organism: Sphenostylis stenocarpa
Lineage: Eukaryota; Viridiplantae; Streptophyta; Magnoliopsida; Fabales; Fabaceae
Source: the annotation of a GenBank genome assembly
AUGGUGAUAUCAGAGAACAGAUCUAAAACAAUCAACCCCACAGGUUUUGAAGGAGGGAUAAAUUGUGAAAAAAACAGAAAGCUGGGGCAGAACAGAAGGGCGUUGAGCGUGAUCAAUCAGAAUUUAGUGGCGGAAGGGAGAUCUUACCCUUGUGUUGUUAACAAGAGAGCAUUGGCAGAAAAACAAGAUGUUUGUGAGAAGAAGCAGGCGGAUCCGGUGCAUCGACCCAUCACAAGGAGGUUUGCUGCACAAAUUGCUAGCACACAGCAAAAUCGUGCUGAGGCUGAGGGAACCAAGAAGUCAAACUUGGGAAAUUCAAAUUCGAACGGAUUUGGAGAGGUUAUAUUUGUUGAUGAUGAACACAAGCCAACGGGUGACCAACCAGUGCCAAUGUCUUUAGAGCAGACAGAGCCAAUGCAUAGUGAAUCAGAUCAGAUGGAGGAAGUUGAGAUGGAGGAUAUAAUUGAUGAGACUGUUUUGGACAUUGAUACCUGUGAUGCAAAUAAUCCCCUUGCAGUCGUGGAUUAUAUUGAAGAUCUUUACACCUACUACAGAAAAACGGAGGAUACUAGCCGUGUCUCACCUAAUUACAUGACACAACAAUUUGACAUUAAUGAAAGGAUGAGGGCUAUACUCAUUGACUGGCUUAUUGAGGUGCACGACAAAUUUGACCUCAUGCACGAGACAUUGUUUCUUACUGUUAAUCUGAUAGACAGAUUUUUGGCAAAGCAAACAGUGGUAAGAAAGAAGCUUCAGUUGGUUGGACUAGUUGCGAUGCUUUUAGCAUGCAAGUAUGAAGAAGUUUCAGUUCCUGUGGUGGGGGAUCUGAUUCUCAUAUCAGACAAAGCAUACACAAGGAAGGAAGUUCUGGAAAUGGAGAAAUUGAUGGUCAACACAUUGCAGUUUAACAUGUCUGUGCCAACCGCGUAUGUUUUUAUCAAAAGAUUCCUAAAGGCAGCUCAAGCAGACAGAAAGCUUGAGCUACUUGCUUUCUUCCUGGUGGAGCUAUCUCUAGUGGAAUAUGAGAUGUUGAAGUUCCCUCCAUCUCUACUAGCAGCAGCUGCUGUUUAUACAGCUCAGUGCUCCAUUUAUGGCUUCAAACAAUGGAGUAAAACAUGUGAAUGGCAUUCCAAUUACUCAGAAGAUCAGCUAUUAGAGUGCUCUACAUUAAUGGUUGAUUUUCAUCAGAAAGCUGGGAACGGGAAACUUACUGGGGUGCAUAGGAAGUACUGUUCUUCUAAAUUUGGCUACACUGCAAAAUGUGAACCAGCACGUUUUCUUGUGGAGAACUCGUUGUAG